Molecule: messenger RNA, 2620 nt
Organism: Apaloderma vittatum (bar-tailed trogon)
Lineage: Eukaryota; Metazoa; Chordata; Aves; Trogoniformes; Trogonidae
Gene: CEBPZ
Product: CCAAT/enhancer binding protein (C/EBP), zeta
Exons: 12
Cellular component (GO): nucleus
Source: RefSeq, a predicted model, not a curated record
GUGGUGGAGGGGGAGGAGGAGGAGGACGAGGACGACGUUGGCAGCAAGGAGAAAGAGAGGCUUUCAAAGAAAGAGAAAAGCAAGAAGGAAGCAAGCCCUCCUUCGUCAGAAGGAAAGACAAUUAAAAAGGCCAAGCAAAAAGCAAGUGUUGCAAAAGAUGGCAAGAAGCAGCAAGCUGGUGGUGGUCAGGAACAGCACCCCUCAGCGAAGAAAGAGGGGCAGGAAGAGGAUUUUGAAUUUCGUGCUAGGCAAGUGAUACUCAUCAAACCAGAAGGCAAAUGGUACGAUCUAGAAUACACCAAUGAGUUCUCUUCGGAGCCACAAAAUCAGACGCUUCUGUCCAAGUAUAAGGCCUUGGCCCAAAAGCUGUACCAACAUGAGAUAGAUCUGUAUAAGAAUAAGACAGAUUAUCAGAAGGGGGCCUCGUCGGCGUGGAUGAAAACUGUCGUGUCGUCGGGUACCUUAGCUGAUAGGAUGGCAGCGAUGACCCUUCUCAUUCAGGACAGUGCUGUCCACAGUCUCCAGUUUGUUGAGAACUUGGUAAACCUCAUAAAAAAAAAGGGCAGCAGGCAGCAGAGCUUCAUGGCUUUGGAUACUUUCAAGGAGCUUCUCAUUUCAGAUCUCUUACCAGACAAUCGAAAAUUAUGGUCUUUCUCGCAGCGACCAUUUAACAACAUAGAGAAGAUGUCAAGUGGCAACAGGGAUUCAAGAGACAGACGGUUGAUACUGUGGUACUUUGAGCAUCACCUGAAACUGCAGGUGGCAGAGUUUGUGCAAGCAUUAGAAACACUGAGUCAUGAUUCUCUGACAGCAACAAAAUCUCGAGCGCUGGCAGUUGCCCAUGAGCUUCUCUGUAACAAGCCUGAGCAGGAGAAGGUUCUGCUUGUCCAGCUGGUAAAUAAACUUGGAGACCCUCAGAACAAAAUUGCCACCAAAGCCUCUUAUCUUUUAGAGAUGUUACUUCACAAGCAUCCAAAUAUGAAGGGAGUAGUGUGCAGUGAGGUGGAGAGACUUUUGUACCGGUCAAACGUUAAUGUGAAAACUCAAUAUUAUGCUAUUUGCUUUCUAAAUCAGAUAGUCCUCAGUCAUGAAGAAAGUGCAUUGGCUAGCAAGCUAAUAACUGUAUACUUCUGCUUUUUUGGGAACUGCAUUAAGAAAAAAGACGUUGAAUCCAAAAUGCUCAGUGCUCUUCUUUGCGGGGUAAACAGAGCUUACCCUUAUGCUGAGACUGGUGAUGAGAAGGUGAAGGAACAAAUGGACACAUUGUUUAAAGUUCUGCAUCUUGUGAACUUUGGUACCAGCGUCCAGGCACUGAUGUUGCUGUUUCAAGUGAUGGACUCUCAGCAGACUGUGUCGGAUAGGUACUACGCGGCACUGUACAAGAAGCUUCUAGAUCCUGCUUUAGCAACCUGCUCGAAGCCAUCCAUGUUUCUAAAUCUUGUCUACAAAUCUCUGAAGGCAGAUGUAGUGUUACGGCGAGUGAAGGCCUUUGUGAAGAGAUUACUUCAAGUUACUUGUGGACAAAUGCCACCCUUCAUUUGUGGAACUCUGUACCUUCUGUCUGAGCUUCUGAAAGUAAAACCAGAGUUGAGGGUCCAGUUACAGGAUCAUGCGGAGUCUGAUGAUGAAGAGUGCUUUAAGGAUCAAGAAGAGGCUGAAGAGGCUGAGGAAAGGUUUGUGGAUGCAGACAAAAAAGUAGGGGAAGAAAAGAGCACAAUGGAAGAUUCUGCUAAAACAAAAAAUUCAAGUUCAACAGCAUCAUGGGUGCAUCAUCUGAAUAUGGGAGGCAGAAAGAGUGGAGCUUCGUAUGAUCCUAUGCACCGAAGUCCUUUAUAUUGUGGUGCUGAAAGUACAAGCCUUUGGGAACUGAAGAAGCUUUCUGAACAUUUUCAUCCAUCUGUCGCCCUAUUUGCAAAAACAAUUCUUGAAGGAAAUCACAUUCAGUACUCAGGUGACCCUUUGCAAGAUUUCACUUUAAUGAGAUUCUUGGAUCGCUUUGUGUACAGAAAUCCCAAACUCCAUAAAGGCAAAGAAAACACCAGCAGUGUGGUAAUGCAGCCGAAGAAGAAGCAGUUUAUGAAAGAUAUGCGGAAUCUUGCAGUCAACAGUAAGGAAUUUUGUGCCAAAGAUGAGAGCAAAAUCCCAGUGGAUGAAGUGUUUUUUCACAGAUUUUAUUCAAAGUUCGAUAAGAGGAGAAAAGAAAAGAAGCGUCAGGAUGAUGAAGAAAGCGUGGAAGAUGUAGAUGAUGAUGAAUUUGAAAGAGCAUUGGAUACAUUUGAAGCUGCUGAUAAUGCCAUUGCUGUUGGUGAAGAUGACCUUGAUUUUGCUGGCAAUAUAAAAAAGACCAAAGGUGGUAAGAAAGGCCAAAGAAGUGAGGAAUCCAGUGCUGACUGGGACGAUUCUGAUGAUGAAGAUGAAUUCAGUGAUUUGGACGAUGAGGAAGUCUCCUUAGGAAGUAUGGAGGACGACUUUGCAGAGGAUAUGGAUGAAGAGGGAGGUGUAUUUAUGGAUGUGUCUGAUGACGAUAACAGCCUAGACCCAAACAAUGAUAAGCAACUGAAGUCUGUCAGUAAAAAGGUCAAGAGAAAGAAAGAUACGAAUUUUGUGGGAUUAUCUGAAG